AUGGGCCGCCCCCCCGCCGCCCGCGGGCCGCCGCCGCCGCUGCUGCUGUCGCUGCUGCUGCCGCUGCUGCCGCCGCUGGGGAGCGCCGCCGCCGCGGAGCCGCGCCAGGUGUUCCGGGUGCUGGAGGAGCAGCCGGCCGGCACUUGGGUGGGCACCAUCGCCACCCGGCCCGGCUUCACUUACCGCCUGAGCGAGCACCACGAGCUCUUCGCCAUCAACGCCACCUCGGGCGCCCUGCACACCCGCGCCACCAUCGACCGCGAGAGCCUGGCCAGCGACGUGGUGGACCUGGUGGUGCUCUCCAGCCAGCCCACCUACCCCAGCGAGGUGCGCGUCCUGGUGCUCGACCUCAACGACAACGCGCCCGUCUUCCCCGACCCCUCCAUCGUGGUGACUUUCAAGGAGGACACGGGCAGCGGGCGCCAGCUCAUCCUGGACACUGCCACCGACGCCGACAGUGGCACCAAUGGCGUGGACCAUGGCUCCUAUCGGAUCGUGGCCGGCAACGAGGAGGGCCGAUUCCGCCUGAACAUCACCCUCAACCCCAGCGGUGAGGGCGCUUUCCUGCACCUGGUUUCCCGCGGAGGGCUGGACCGGGAGGCCACCCCCACGUACCAGCUGUUGGUGCAGGUGGAGGACAAGGGCGAGCCCCGUCGGCGAGGAUACCUUCAGGUCAAUGUCACCGUCCAGGAUAUCAAUGACAACCCGCCCAUCUUCAGCCAGACGCUUUACCAGGCUCGAGUGCCUGAGGACGCGCCCGUCGGGGCCAGCGUCCUCCAGGUGACCGCGGCCGAUGCCGACGAGGGCACCAACGCUGACAUCCGCUACCGCCUGGAAGGAGGCGAUGGCAGCGGUGCUGGGGACGGGGCUGGCAGCCUUCCCUUCGAGGUGGACCCCGAGAGCGGGGUGAUCCGCAUCCGCGAGCGCCUGGACUACGAGGUGCGGCAGCAGUACUCGCUGACCGUGCAGGCCAUGGACCGCGGAGUGCCGGCGCUGAGCGGCCGGGCCGAGGCCCUCAUCCGCCUGCUCGACGUCAACGACAACGAGCCCCGGGUGAAGUUCCGCUACUUCCCGGCCACCUCCCGGUUCGCCUCCGUGGAUGAGAAUGCGGCCCCUGGCACGGUGGUGGCCCUGCUGACGGUGAGCGACGCCGACUCUCCGGCGGCCAACGGGAACAUCUCCGUGUCCAUCCUGGCGGGAAACGAGCAGCGGCACUUCGAGGUGCACAGCAGCAAGGUACCCAACCUCAGCCUCAUCAAGGUGGCGGCCGCGCUGGACCGGGAGCGCAUCCCGGCCUACAACCUUACCGUGGCGGUGGCGGAUAACUACGGGGCCCCACCGCCACCUCCAGGCUCCCCCACUUCUGUCUUCUCCCCCGAGGGAGCGGUGGCAGCUCCCGUGAGCCGCUCCUCGGUGGCCAGCCUGGUGAUCUUUGUAAAUGACAUCAACGACCACCCGCCCGUCUUCGGGCAGUCGGUGUACAGCGUGAACAUCAGCGAGGACGUGCCCGCGGGCAGCUACGUGCGAGGCCUCAGCGCCACGGACCGGGACUCGGGCCUGAAUGCCAACCUCAAGUACAGCAUCGUCUCGGGCAACGAGCUGGGCUGGUUCUGCAUCAGCGAGCACAGCGGGCUGGUCACCACGGCCGUCCCCGAGGGCACGUCCAGCUCCAGCAGGCUGGACCGCGAGACUGCUUCUCAGGUGGUGCUCAACAUCAGCGCCCGUGACCAGGGUGUGCAGCCCAAGUUCUCCUACGCGCAGCUGGUGGUGACCGUCCUGGAUGUCAAUGACAACAAGCCUCGCUUCGGUCAGCCUGAGGGUUACCAGGUGGCCCUGGCUGAAAACUCCCUGUCAGGAACUGAGCUGCUUGUCCUGAGUGCCACUGAUGGGGACCUGGGGGACAAUGGGACUGUCCGCUUCUCCCUGCAAGAAGCCGAGCCGGUGCUGGCAGCAGUUGGCCCCUCCUCUGUGACCCCUCGCCACAUGUUUCGUCUGGACCCGGUUUCAGGCAAGCUCAGCACCGUCUCACAGCUGGACCGGGAGGAGCAGUCUCACUUCUCCUUGCAGGUCUUGGCCACUGAUUUGGGCUCUCCUCCCCUUUCUUCGGUGGCCCGAGUUAACGUGACGAUCCUGGAUGUGAAUGACAAUAGCCCCGUGUUUUACCCCAUUCAGUAUUUUGCCCAUAUCCAGGAAAACGAGCCAGCUGGAACCUAUGUGACCACCGUGUCUGCCACGGACCCCGAUCUGGGCCCCAAUGGGACAGUCAAGUACAGCAUCUCAGCUGGAGAUACCUCCAGGUUUCAGGUCCAUGGGCAGACAGGAGUCAUCACAACAAAAAAAGCCCUGGACAGGGAGGAGAAAACUGCUUACCAGUUGCAGAUUGUGGCCACUGAUGGUGGCCAUCUUCAGUCUCAGAACCAAGCCAUUGUCACCAUCACUGUCUUGGACACACAGGACAACCCCCCUGUUUUCAGCCAGGGCACAUACAGUUUUGUUGUCUUUGAAAACGUUGCCCUGGGUUACCACGUGGGUACUGUCUUUGCUUCCACCAUGGACCUCAACACCAACAUCAGUUACCUGAUUACCACGGGUGACCAGAGGGGCGUGUUUGCCAUCAACAGGGUGACGGGGCAGAUCACCACAGCCAGUAUCAUUGACAGGGAGGAGCAGGCAUUUUACCAGCUGAAGGUGGUUGCCAGGGGUGGGGCGAUAACUGGCGAUGCCGUGGUCAAUAUAACUGUCAAAGACUUAAAUGACAAUUCCCCACACUUCGUUCAAGUGGUGGAAAGUGUAAAUGUUGUUGAGAACUGGAAAGCUGGGCAUACCAUAUUCCAGGCCAAAGCUCUUGAUCCUGAUGAAGGUGUUAAUGGCAUGGUCCUUUACAGCCUGAAGCAAAAUCCAAAGGGCUUGUUCUCAAUCAAUGAGCAAACUGGUGCUAUAAGCUUAACGGGGCCGCUUGACAUAAAUGCUGGGUCUUACCAGGUUGAAAUCCUGGCCUCGGAUAUGGGGGUGCCUCAGCUGUCCUCCUCCUUUAUCCUGACUGUCUCUGUCCAUGAUGUAAAUGAUAACCCGCCUGUGUUUGACCAGCUUUCCUAUGAAAUUACUAUUUUGGAGUCAGAGCCUGUGAAUUCCAGGUUCUUUAAGGUACAGGCUUCUGACAAAGACUCGGGAGUGAAUGGUGAAAUAGCUUACAGUAUAAUUGAAGGAAAUGCUGGGGAUGCCUUUGGCAUAUUCCCAGAUGGCCAGCUGUAUAUAAAAAGUGAACUGGACCGUGAGCUUCAGGAAAGAUAUGUUUUACUGGUCGUUGCCUCUGAUAGAGCAGUAGAACCACUCAAUGCUACUGUGAACGUUACUGUGAUUCUGGAGGAUGUAAAUGAUAACAGGCCCCUGUUCAACAGUACCAACUAUGUGUUUUAUUUUGAAGAGGAACAGAGAGGUGGGUCAUACGUGGGUAAAAUAAAUGCUGUAGAUAAAGACUUUGGGCCGAACGGUGAGGUCAGGUAUUCAUUUGAGCAUAUGCAGCCAGAUUUUGAGCUGAACACAGUAACUGGGGAAAUCAGGAGCACUCAUCAGUUUGACAGAGAAGCUCUCAUGAGGCAGAGGGGAGCUGCAGUGUUUAGCCUUACAGUAAUAGCCACAGAUCAGGGGUUGCCAAAGCCUCUGAAAGAUCAGGCAACUGUACAGAUCUACAUGAAAGACAUCAAUGAUAACGCACCCAAGUUUUUGAAAGAUCUUUACCAAGCCACUAUAUCAGAAUUGGCAGCAAAUCUGACACAGGUGCUGCGAGUUUCUGCCUCAGAUGUUGAUGAAGGGGUUAAUGGGUUGAUUCAGUAUUCUGUAAUCAAGGGAAAUGAAGAAAAUCAGUUUGUAAUAGACAGCAGCACAGGCCAAGUGACCUUAGUAGGCAGACUAGAUUACGAGGCUACUGCAUCAUAUUCCCUUGUCAUCCAAGCAGUAGACUCAGGAGCCGUUCCCCUAAGUUCAACUUGCAUGUUGAGCAUUGAUGUGUUGGAUGAAAAUGACAACAGCCCUUCCUUCCCUAAAUCAACCCUGUUAGUGGAUGUCUUGGAAAAUAUGAGGGUUGGUGAGCUUGUGUCAUCUAUCACUGCCACUGAUUCUGAUUCAGGCAACAACGCUGACCUCCACUACAGCAUUACAGGCACAAACAAUCACGGGACCUUUAGCAUCAGUCCCAACACCGGGAGUAUUUUCCUUGCCAAGAAACUGGACUUUGAGACACAAUCUCUGUAUAAGCUGAACAUAACGGCAAAAGACCAAGGGAGGCCCCCGCGAUCCUCUACCAUGUCAGUGGUCAUACACAUCAGGGAUUUCAAUGAUAAUCCUCCUCAUUUUCCUCCGGGAGACAUCUUUAAGUCAAUUGUCGAGAACGUUCCUGUGGGCAGCUCUGUCAUUUCCGUGACUGCUCACGAUCCGGACGCGGAUAUUAACGGGCAGCUAACGUAUGCCAUCAUCCAGCAGAUGCCGAGGGGGAAUCACUUCCGUAUCGACGAGGUGAGAGGGACAAUAUUUACCAACGCUGAGAUCGACCGGGAGUUUGCCAAUCUCUUUGAGCUGACGGUCAAAGCCACAGAUCAGGCCGUUCCCGUGGAGUCCAGGCGCUUUGCCCUCAAGAACGUGACCAUCCUGGUGACGGAUCAGAACGACAACGUGCCCGUGUUUGUGUCGCAGAACGCCCUUGCAGCCGACCCCUCGGUGGUGAUCGGCUCCAUCCUGACCACCAUUAUCGCUGCGGAUCCCGACGAGGGUGCCAACGGGGAGGUGGAGUAUGAGAUAGUCAAUGGAGACACCGAAACCUUCAUCGUGGACCGCUACAGCGGGGAUCUGAGAGUGGCCUCAGCCUUGGUGCCUUCUCAGCUCAUCUACAACCUCAUUGUUUCUGCCACCGACCUGGGCCCCGAGAGGAGAAAAUCCACCACUGAGAUGACUAUAAUCCUGCAGGGGGUUGAUGGGCCUGUUUUCACUCAGCCCAAAUACAUCACCAUCCUGAAGGAGGGCGAGCCCAUCGGGACGAACGUGAUCUCCCUGGAGGCGGCGAGCCCGCGGGGCGCGGAGGCGCAGGUGGAAUAUUACAUUGUGUCUGUUCGCUGCGAGGACAGGAGCCUGGGGCGGCUCUUCACCAUCGGGCGCCACACCGGCGUCAUCCAGACCGCUGCCAUCCUGGACAGGGAGCAGGGAGCACGCCUCUACCUGGUGGAUGUUUAUGCCAUUGAGAAGUCGUCUCUUCUGCCCCGCACGCAGCGAGCAGAGGUGGAAAUAACACUUCAGGAUAUCAAUGACAACCCACCAGUAUUCCCCACAGACAUGCUUGACCUGACUGUAGAGGAGAACAUAGGGGAUGGAUCUAAAAUCCUGCAGCUAACAGCCAUGGAUGCUGAUGAGGGAGCCAAUGCCCUGGUGACGUACACCAUCAUCAGCGGUGCAGACGACAGCUUCCACAUUGACCCCGAGUCGGGCGAGCUGGUGGCCACGCGGCGCCUGGACCGCGAGCGCCGCUCCAAGUACUCGCUGCUGGUGCGCGCCGACGACGGCCUGCAGUCCUCGGACGUGAGGAUCAACAUCACCGUCAGCGACGUCAACGACCACAUCCCCAAGUUCUCCAAGCCUGUCUACUCCUUUGACAUCCCAGAAGAUGCCGCUCCAGGGUCCUUGGUGGCAGCCAUCCUUGCCACCGACGACGACUCGGGCAUCAACGGGGAGAUCACAUACACCAUCAGCGAGGAUGAUGAGGAGGGAAUCUUCUUCCUGAAUCCCGUCACCGGGGUCUUCAACCUCACCCGGGCCCUGGACUACGAAGCACAGCAGUACUACAUCCUCACCGUGCGUGCUGAGGAUGGGGGCGGCCAGUCCACCGCCAUCAGGGUGUACUUCAACAUCCUGGACGUCAACGACAACCCGCCCGUGUUUGGCAUGGCCUCCUACAGCACCUCCCUGAUGGAGAACCUUCCGCCCGGGUCUGCCAUCCUCAACUUCAGCGUCACCGACGCCGAUGACGGUCCCAACUCCCAGCUGUCCUUCAGCAUCGCGUCCGGGGACAGCGCGGGGCAGUUCAGCAUCGACAGCCGCGGGGUGCUGAGCAUCCGGCAGCCCCUGGACCGGGAGAGCCAGUCCUUCUACAGCCUCGUGGUGCAGGUCCACGACAUGGCCCCCCUGCCAGCCUCCAGGUACACCAGCACGGCCCAGGUGUCCAUCAUCCUGCUGGACGUGAACGACAGCCCGCCGAGCUUCACCUCGCCCCGGCUGACCUACGUGCCCGAGAACACGCCCAUAGACACGGUGGUGUUCAGAGCGCAGGCCACGGACCCCGACAGCGGUCCCAACAGCUACAUCGAGUACAGCCUGCUCCCGCCCCCAGGAAACAAGUUCAGCAUCGGCACCAUCGAUGGCGAGGUGAGGCUCACCGGGGAGCUCGACAGAGAGGCUGUGGCCAACUACACCUUGACCGUGGUAGCCACAGACAAGGGCCAGCCGUCGCUUUCUUCGUCUGCGGAUGUGGUGGUCAUCGUCCUGGACAUCAAUGACAACAACCCGCUCUUUGCCCAGAAGCUUUACAAGGUGGAGGUGGCAGAAAAUACCUUGACAGGGACGGAUUUAAUCCAGGUGUUGGCUGCUGACGGAGAUGAGGGGACAAACGGGCAGGUCCGCUACGCCAUCGUGGGCGGGGAUGCCAGCAAUGAGUUCCGGAUCGAUUCUGUGACGGGGGUGAUCACUGUGGCCAAGCCUUUGGACAGAGAGAAGAAGCCCUCCUACACGCUGACCGUUCAGUCGUCUGACCGUGGGAGCAGCCCCAGGACUGAUACUACCACAGUCAGUAUUGUCCUGAAGGAUGUCAAUGAUUUCAUUCCCACCUUUGAGCUUUCCCCCUACUCUGUGAACGUCCCCGAGAAUUUAGAGACGCUCCCAAAAGUUAUCCUUCAGGUUGUGGCGAGGGAUGACGACCAGGGGCUGAACAGCAGGCUGAGCUACGUGCUGGUGGCUGGCAAUGAGGAGGGAGCCUUCACGCUGUCGGGCAGCGGAGAGCUGCGCCUGGAGCGCAGCCUGGACCGCGAGGCCAAGGAGCAGUACCUGCUGCUGGUCACGGCUGCUGAUGCAGGAUCUCCUGCCCUCACUGGCACUGGAACCAUCGCUGUCACAGUGGAUGAUGUCAAUGACAACGUCCCCACGUUUGCCUUUAAUACGUAUUUUGCCACUGUUCCGGAGGAUGCUCCCACGGGGACAGAUAUUUUGCUGGUAAACUCCUCAGAUGCCGAUGCUUCUACAAAUGCUGUUAUUAGCUACAGGCUUAGGGGCGGCAAUUCCCAAUUCACCAUCAACCCUUCCACGGGCCAGAUCAUCACCAGCGCUCUCCUGGACCGGGAGGCGAGGCAGAACUACACCCUGGUGGUGGUGGCCAGCGACGGGGGCUUCCCCAGGGCUCUGUCCAGCUCCGCCAGCGUGCUGGUGGCCGUGGCUGACGUGAACGACAACCCGCCCAGGUUCCAGCACCACCCCUACGUCACCCACGUGCCGUCGCCCACCGCUUCAGGCUCAUUCGUGUUUGCGGUGACUGUCACCGACGCAGAUGCCGGCUCCAACGCCGAGCUCCAUUAUUCCCUUGUGGGGAAGAACUCUGAGAAGUUCCACAUUGAUCCAGCAAGGGGGGCAAUCCUGGCUGCAAAACCACUGGCGGGAGAGUCCGAAGUCACCAUUUCUGUUCACGUGAGAGAUGGCGGCCGGUACCCCAAGACAGACUCUACCACUGUCACCGUGAGGUUUGUGGACAAAGCCCAAUUUCCUCGCGUUCAGGCAGAGCAGGAGACCUUCACGUUCCCUGAAAACCAAGCGGUCGGGACACUUGUCACCACCAUCUCUGGGUCUUCAGCCAGAGGAGGCUCCUUGUCCUACUACAUUGCCAGUGGUAACGUGGGCAGCACCUUCCUGGUGGACCAGGUGACGGGACAGCUUUCUGUCGGGCGGGCUUUAGAUUUCGAGGCCGUGCAGAAGUACGUGGUGUGGAUUGAGGCCAGGGACAACGGCUUUCCCCCCUUUUCCUCCUACAAGAAAUUAGAAGUAUCGGUGAUUGACGUCAACGACAAUGUGCCGGAGUUUGAGCAAGAUCCCUUCAUUGCAGAAAUAGCAGAGAACCUGUCCCCACGGAAGAUACUGACUGUGGCUGCUGUUGACAGGGACAGUGGUCUGAAUGGACAGCUCAAUUAUGAAAUAAUUGAGGGCAAUACUGAAAACAGUUUCAGUAUCAAUCGAGCCACUGGUGAGAUCAGAAGCGUCCGGCCCUUGGACAGGGAGAAACUGUCUCAGUACACGCUAACCAUAAAAGCUUCAGAUAAAGGCACUCCGCUCCAGAGCACGACUGUCAAAGUUAUCAUUAAUAUUUUAGAUGAAAAUGACAAUGCUCCGAGGUUUUCACAGAUUUUCAGUGCUUCUGUGCCUGAAAAUGCUCCUCUGGGUUUUACAGUAACACGAGUCACAACAUCAGAUGAGGACAUCGGGGUGAAUGCAGUCAGCAGGUACUCCAUAAGGGAUACGAGUCUCCCGUUUGCCAUAAAUCCCAGCACUGGGGACAUCACCAUCAGCAGACCACUGAACAGGGAGGACACCGACCGCUACAGGAUCAGGGUCUCUGCACAUGACUCGGGGUGGACGGUGAGCACAGAUGUCACCAUAUUUGUCACAGAUGUCAAUGACAAUGCCCCACGAUUUACAAAACCAUCCUAUUACCUGGAGUGUCCCGAGCUUCCUGGGAUUGGGCUAAAGGUCACCCAGGUUUCAGCCACCGAUCCAGAUGAAGGGUCCAAUGGUCAAGUCUUCUACUUCAUAAAAUCCCAGUCCGAGUUUUUCCGCAUUAACGCAACCACGGGAGAGAUUUUCAACAAGCAGUACUUAAGGUACCAAAACUCCAGCGGUUCCAGCAAUGUCAACAUCAACAGGCACAGCUUCAUAGUGACAUCGUCAGACCGGGGCAGUCCCCCGUUGGUGAGUGAGACCACCGUCACCAUAAACGUGGUAGACAGCAAUGACAACGCACCGCUCUUCCUCGCCCCUAAAUAUUUCACUCCUGUCACUAAGAAUGUGAAGGUUGGCACAAAUUUGAUUAAAGUUACUGCGGUGGAUGACAAGGACUUUGGCUUGAAUUCUGAAGUGGAGUACUUCAUCUCUGAUGAGAGCAAAACUAAUAAAUUCAGACUGGACAGGAGUACAGGCUGGAUUUCUGUGUCAUCUUCACUAAUGGCUGAUUUGAACAAAAACUUCCUGUUUAAAGUGAAAGCCAAGGACAAGGGUAAUCCCCCGCUCUCAUCCGAGGUAGCUGUUGAAAUAGUAGUGACAGAAGAAAAUUACCACACACCCGAGUUUUCCCAGAGCCGCAUGAGCGUUACUAUCCCGGAGAGCUACUCUGUUGGAGCCGUGGUCAGGACGAUUUCAGCACGGGACAGAGAUGCUGCCAUGAACGGAUUAAUCAGCUACAAUAUUUCCUCUGGAAAUGAAGCUGGAGUCUUUGCUAUUAAUACCACCACUGGUACACUGACACUAGCCAAACCACUUGAUUUUGAGUUAUACCAAAAGCACGAGCUGGUCGUCACUGCCACGGAUGGAGGAUGGGUGUCCCAAACAGGCUACUGCAGUGUCACUGUUAAUGUCAUUGAUGUCAAUGACAACUCCCCAGCAUUCAGCCCUGAGGAGUAUUUUCCCACCGUGCUAGAAAAUGCCCCCAGUGGGACAACUGUUAUUUGUUUAAAUGCCACUGAUGCUGACUCUGGGUCUAACGCUGUGAUUGCGUAUGCCAUCCAGUCCUCAGACAGUGACCUCUUUGUCAUCGACCCCAACACGGGAACCAUCACCACCCAGGGAUUUCUAGACUAUGAAACGAAGCAGAGUUACCAUCUAACAGUAAAGGCUUUUAAUGUUCCAGAUGAAGAGAGGUGCAGCUUUGCUACUGUCAACAUCCAAUUAGAAGGGACAAAUGAAUACGUGCCUCGUUUUGUGUCCAAGCUUUAUUAUUUUGAGGUUUCAGAGGCAGCCCCCAAAGGUACUGUUGUAGGUGAAGUUUUUGCAAGUGAUCGUGAUAUGGGCAUUGAUGGAGAAGUCCACUACCUCAUCUUUGGCAGCAGCAGAAAGAAGGGCUUCCAGGUGGAUGAGAAAAGCGGCCAGAUCUACGUUUCAGGACCUCUUGACAGAGAAAAAGAAGAACGAAUCUCUUUGAAAGUCCUUGCAAAAAAUUUGGGGAGCAUUCGUGGUGCAGAUAUAGAUGAAGUAACUGUUAAUAUCACAAUCCUGGAUGCCAACGAUCCUCCCGUUUUUACCUCGGGAGCCUACAAUAUACGGAUCAGCGAGGGUGUUCCUCCAGGCACCCAUGUCACAUUUGUCAGUGCCUUUGAUUCAGAUUCUGUCCCUAGCUGGAGCAGGUUUUCCUAUUUUGUCGGGUCUGGCAAUGAGAACAGCGCCUUUUCCAUCAACCCACAGACGGGACAGGUGACGGUCACUGCAGAGCUGGAUCGAGAAACGCUGCCUGUCUACAACCUCUCUGUGCUGGCCAUUGAUUCGGGAACGCCAUCCGCGACAGGAAGUGCCUCUCUGGUGGUAACUUUGGAAGACAUCAACGACAACGGGCCUACCUUGUCCACCAGCCAAGGAGAAGUCCUGGAGAACAACCGCGCAGGAACGCUGGUGAUGACGCUGCAGUCGUCGGAUCCCGAUCUCCCUCCCAACCAAGGCCCUUUCACAUAUUACUUGCUCAGCACGGGCCCUGCCACCAGCUACUUCAGCCUCAGCACUGCUGGAGUCCUGACAACGACAAGGGAGAUUGACAGGGAGCAAAUCAGCGAUUUCUACCUCUCGGUGAUUACCAGAGACUCUGGCAUUCCUCAGAUGUCUUCCACAGGAACUGUGCAGAUCAAGGUAAUAGACCAAAACGACAACCCGUCGCAGCCCAGAACAGUAGAAAUCUUUGUUCAUUAUUAUGGCAACCUCUUCCCAGGUGGAAUUUUGGGCAACGUAAAGCCGCAGGAUCCAGAUGUGCUGGACAGCUUCCAGUGCUCCCUCACCUCAGGAGUCACCAGCCUUUUCAGCAUUCCCGGGGGCACCUGUGAGCUGCACUCGCAGGCGAGGUCCACAGAUGGCACGUUUGACCUGGGUGUCCUCAGCAACGAUGGGCUGCACGGAGCUGUCACCAGCAGCGUCCGCGUCUUCUUUGCGGGCUUCAGCAACGCCACCAUCGACAACAGCGUCCUGCUCCGCCUCAGCGCCCACAGCGUGCGCGACUUCCUCACCAACCACUACCUGCCCUUCCUGCGCAUCGCCAGCUCCCAGCUGACGGGGCUGGGCACGGCCAUCCAGCUCUACGGCCUCUCUGAGGACAGCAACCACACCUUCCUGAUGGCGGCCGUCAAGCGCGGCAACAACCAGUACGUGAGCCCCAGCGGCGUGGCCACCUUCUUCGAGAGCAUCAGGGACGUGCUCUUCCGCCAGAGCGGCGUGCGCGUCGAGGCCGUGGACCACGACUGGUGCCUGCAGAGCCCCUGCCAGAACGGGGGGAGCUGCCUGAGGAGGCUGGCAGUGAGCCCCGCCCUGAGGACCCACGAGAGCGUCCCCGUCAUCGUGGUAGCCAACGAGCCGCUGCGGCCCUUCGUGUGCCGGUGCCUGCCGGGCUACGAGGGGAGCCUGUGCGAGAGCGACAUCGACGAGUGCCUCCCGUCACCCUGCCACAACGAUGGCACCUGCCACAACCUGGUGGGGGGCUUCUCCUGCAGCUGCCCCGAGGGCUUCACCGGCAUGGCCUGCGAGAGGGACGUCAACGAGUGCCUUUCCAACCCCUGCAAAAACGGUGCUGCCUGCCAGAACUUCCCAGGAAGCUUCAACUGCGUUUGUAAAACCGGGUACACAGGGAAAACGUGUGACUCCACUGUCAACUACUGUGAGUGCAACCCCUGUUUCAAUGGUGGGUCCUGCCAAAGUGGGCUGGAGGGGUAUUUCUGCCACUGUCCCUUUGGUGUUUUUGGGAAUCACUGCGAGCUCAACAGUUACGGGUUUGAGGAGCUGUCCUACAUGGAGUUCCCCAGCCUGGAUCCCAACAACAACUACAUCUACAUAAAGUUUGCCACCAUCAAGGGCAGCGCCUUGCUGCUGUACAACCACGACAACCAGACGGGGGAGCGGGCGGAGUUCCUGGCGCUGGAGAUCGCGGACGGCCGGCUCAGGUUCUCCUACAACCUGGGCGGCGGCACCUACAGGCUCACCACGGCCAAGAAGGUGUCUGACGGACACUUCCACACCGCCAUCGCACGCAGGGCUGGAAUGGCAGCAUCCCUGACGGUGGAUUCCUGCUCUGAGGACCAGGAGCCAGGCUACUGCACUGUAAGCAACGUUGCUGUUUCCACAGACUGGACUCUCGAUGUACAACCAAAUCGAGUUACUGUUGGUGGCAUCAGGUCCAUAGAGCCCAUCCUUCAGAGGAGAGGACAGGUGGAAAGCCAUGAUUUUGUGGGCUGCAUAAUGGAGUUUGCAGUCAAUGGACGUCCCCUGGAGCCCAGCCAGGCUUUGGCAGCCCAAGGAAUCCUAGAUCAGUGUCCCAGGCUGGAAGGAGCUUGCACGACCAGCCCCUGCCAGCACGGUGGCACUUGUGUCGAUCAGUGGUCGUGGCAGCAGUGUCUCUGCAAGGAUGGACUUACAGGAAGGCACUGUGAAAAAUAUAUCACAGCUGACACAGCCCUGUCCCUGGAAGGCAAGGGCCGGCUCGACUACCACAUGAGCCCCAACAAGAAGCGGGACUACCUGCUGAGGCUGGGGGCUGGCGGCCGGCCGGGCGUGGAGCGCCUGGAGGUGAAGUUCAUGACGAGGAGCGAGAGCGGCAUCCUGCUCCACGUCCAGGAGAGCAGCAACUUCACCACCCUGAAGAUCAAAGGUGGGAAGGUGCACUACAUAUCUGAUGCUGGAGUUGCUGGCAAGGUGGAGAGGAACAUCCCUGAGGUGUAUGCUGCAGAUGGCCAGUGGCACUCGGUGCUCCUGGAGAAGAACGGCUCUGCCACCACCCUGUCGGUGGACAGGACCCACAGCCGGGACAUCCUCCAUGCCACUCAGGACUUUGGUGGCCUCAACAUCCUCACCAUUUCUCUGGGAGGAAUUCCGUCCAGCCAGCCUUUCAAGAGCACAGCUGCAGGCUUCAGUGGCUGCAUUUCCUACAUCAAGUACGGCGGGGAGACCCUUCCCUUCUCCGGCAAGCACAACCUGGCCACGCUCUCCAGAACAGACCCCUCGGUGAAGACGGGCUGCCGCGGCCCCGACGUGUGCGCCAGCAAUCCCUGCUGGGGCGAGCUGAUGUGCAUCAACCGCUGGUUCGCCUACCAGUGCGUGCCGCCGGGCGCCUGUGCCUCCAGCCCCUGCCUCAACGGGGGCAGCUGUGAGCCGGGCCGCCAGGCCGGCUUCACCUGCAGCUGCCCCGAGGCCUACGCGGGACGGACGUGCGAGACCGUGGUGGCCUGCCUGGGCGUGCUGUGCGCCCCCGGCCACGAGUGCAGGGCGGGUGUCAACGGUGGCCACGUGUGCCUGCCGUCCCCACACCCUGCGGAACUGUCCCUGCCGCUCUGGGCCGUGCCGGCCAUCGUGGGCAGCUGCGCCACCGUCCUGGCGCUGCUGGUGCUCAGCCUCAUCCUCUGCAACCAGUGCCGGGGCAAGAAGUCAAAGGGGCCCAAAGAGGAGAAGAAAACGAAGCAGAAGAAGAAGAAGAAAGGGAGCGAGAACGUGGCGUUCGAUGACCCUGACAACAUCCCGCCCUACGGUGAUGACAUGACCGUCAGGAAGCAGCCCGAGGGGAACCCAAAACCCGACAUCAUCGAAAGGGAAAACCCUUAUCUCAUCUACGACGAGACGGACAUCCCGCACGCCACGGAGACCAUCCCCAGCGCCCCGCUGGCCUCCCCCGAGCCCGAGAUCGAGCACUACGACAUCGACAACGCCAGCAGCAUCGCCCCUUCCGACGCCGACAUCAUCCAGCACUACAAGCAGUUCCGCAGCCACACACCCAAGUUCUCCAUCCAGAGGCACAGCCCGCUGGGCUUCGCCCGGCAGUCCCCCAUGCCCCUGGGAGCCAGCAGCCUGACCUACCAGCCCGCCUACGGGCAGGGCUUGAGGACAACAUCCCUGAGCCACUCGGCGUGCCCCACUCCCAACCCGCUGUCUCGGCACAGCCCCGCACCCUUCUCCAAAUCCUCGACGUUCUACAGGCACAGCCCAGCCAGGGAGCUGCACCUCGCCAUCAGGGAAGGGAGCCCGCUGGAGAUGCAUGGCGACGUCUGCCAGCCCGGCAUCUUCAACUACGCCACUCGGCUGGGCAGAAGAAGCAAGAGCCCCCAGACCAUGGCGGGCCACAGCUCCCGCCCGGGAAGCCGCCUGAAGCAGCCCAUCGCGCAGAUCCCGCUGGAGACGUCUCCCCCGGUGGGGCUGUCCAUCGAAGAGGUGGAGAGACUGAACACCCCCCGCCCCAGGAACCCCAGCAUCUGCAGCGCGGACCACGGCCGCUCCUCUUCCGAGGAGGACUGCAGGAGGCCUCUGUCCCGCACCAGGAACCCGGCCGACGGCAUUCCCGCGCCCGAGUCCUCCUCUGACAGCGACUCGCACGAGUCCUUCACCUGCUCCGAGAUGGAGUACGACCGCGACAAGCCCGUGGCCUACACCUCCAGGAUGCCCAAGUUGUCGCAGGUGAACGAGUCGGACGCGGACGACGAGGACAACUACGGCUCGAGGCUGAAGCCGCGGCGGUACCCGGGGCGGCGCGGCGAGGGCGGGCCCGUGGGCGCACAGGCGGCGGGCGCCGCGCCCGGGGACAGCUCCCUGCCCGGCAAGCUGGGCCAGCCCGCGGCAAGCUUCAACUGGGACAGCCUCUUGAACUGGGGCCCGGGCUUUGGGCAUUACGUGGAUGUUUUCAAAGAUUUGGCAUCGCUUCCUGAAAAAACAGCAGCAGCAGCAGCAGUGAGUGAGGAGAGCAAGGGUGGUACGGCCAAGGCUGUUUCCAAGGAGGGGGAAGCAGAACAGUAUGUAUAGGCUUUGUCCCCUGGUACUGCCACAGUGCAAAGCCACGGGGACUGCUCAAACCGUUAUAUGGUUGUAGAAAAGCCAAGGUCAGCAUCUGAUCCCCAGGCCAGUCUGGUUGGAGGAGACUUUAAAAAUAAUAACCAUUAUGCUGCUGAAAGAGAGACUUGAGACAUUUUUAAUUUAAUUAUGCUUGGAUGAAUUUAUUUCUCCUGCAUGCAUUGUAUUUGCAAACCAGAUAUUCGGCAUGCAGCCUUUGGAAAGGGUUUUCCUAUUUACCAUUGUUUGGUUCGUGGUUCUUAAAUUAAUAAUGCUUUGUUCUGAAAAUGAACUAAUUUUUUGUUUCAAUUGUGAAGGAUGUGCAUAUUGUCUCCAGCUACUAACAUGUUCUACGAUGCAAGAGUACUGAGGAUUCCAUUUUCCUUAAGAAGUGCAUGGAAGUAAGAUGGUGAAUGAAGGAACUACAGUAGUGAGGUGUCUCAGAAAAUGUAGUUACCAUAUCCUGCAGUUGCUCACAUGUGACUUUAUGGAAUAAAUCAGCUUGAAUA
Melozone crissalis (California towhee) is the source of this 15581-nucleotide messenger RNA. RefSeq names its product FAT atypical cadherin 4 (gene FAT4). The transcript is spliced from 17 exons. Bases 1 to 15045 code for a protein of 5014 amino acids. Gene Ontology annotation, biological process: homophilic cell-cell adhesion. NCBI's taxonomy places the organism in Eukaryota, Metazoa, Chordata, Aves, Passeriformes, Passerellidae. The record is from RefSeq and is a predicted model, not a curated record. Gene Ontology annotation, cellular component: cell-cell junction; plasma membrane. Gene Ontology annotation, molecular function: calcium ion binding.